This is a messenger RNA of Neodiprion virginianus, 2877 nucleotides long. RefSeq names its product pyridoxal kinase (gene Pdxk). Gene Ontology annotation, molecular function: pyridoxal kinase activity. The transcript has 7 exons. Gene Ontology annotation, biological process: pyridoxal 5'-phosphate salvage. The coding region runs from base 271 to 1161 and encodes 296 amino acids. Lineage: Eukaryota; Metazoa; Arthropoda; Insecta; Hymenoptera; Diprionidae. The record is from RefSeq and is a predicted model, not a curated record. Gene Ontology annotation, cellular component: cytosol.
CAGGACAAGAUGAGAAUUAACCUCACACUGAUUAGAUAACCUACCGUAACCUGCGUCCUACGCUGAGACCUGAGUCGAAGUGGAUCGAAUCUCAUCGUAUUGGAUGCACGGAGUAGAUAAGAAGUGGAUAAAAUAAACGAGGUGCAUGUGAUAACUGGCUAGUCAAUUGCUCCGUACACGAGAUAAACAACGCUCGAUUCGCGAGUAACCCACGAAGAAAGCAUCAUUUUCAGUUCGAUACGACAGAGCGUUCGGUUAGUUUGUGCAAAAAUGAAUGUUAAACAACCACCCCACGUUCUAUCCGUUCAAAGCCACGUUGUUUCGGGAUACGUCGGUAACAAAAGUGCAACAUUUCCACUACAGUUACUGGGCUUUGAAGUUGAUCCGAUCAAUUCUGUCCAGUUGACCAAUCAUACCGGAUACAAAUGUGUCAAGGGUCAAGUAUUGGACUCAAACGAUUUAGGUGAGUUGAUGGUUGGCCUGAGAGAGAAUGACCUAGACCAUUACAGUCAUUUGCUGACAGGCUAUGCAGGCUCUGCAUCUUUUCUAAAAACAAUAGCAAAACUCGUAACAGAUUUGAAAAAGAAGAACCCAAGCCUGAUAUACGUUUGCGAUCCUGUUAUGGGCGACAAUGGCAAAAUGUAUGUGCCUAACGAAUUGCUGGAAAUUUACAGGGACGACAUUAUUCCGCUUGCUGAUAUUGUCACACCGAAUCAGUUUGAAUUAGAACUUUUGACAGGAAGAAAAGUUAAUAACAUAACGAAUGUUCAAGAGGCGAUAAAAGAAUUGCACGCAAAGGGACCUCAAACUGUUGUCAUUUCUUCUACAGAAAUUGAUAAGAAUUUAACCACCGUUGCCAGCACACUGAAAGAUGGAGUCAUGAUAAAGCUGGAAAUUCCACGACUACCGGCAGCUUUUACUGGGUCCGGUGAUUUAUUCGCUGCGCUUUUCCUGGCCCAUUCUCAUCUUCAAGGCAGUAUCAAGCCAGCCCUAGAAAAGACAGUCAAUACUUUGUACGAGGUGUUGAAGAAAACUCACGAAUAUUCCAAAGGUCCACACGAGGAUUCAGCGCAAUCUGCUAAGAAGAUUGAACUGCGCUUGAUCGAGAGUAAAAAAGUCAUUGAAAAUCCAGGUACCGAGUUAGUGGCUGAGAUUUUAUGAGCACCCGAAAAUUGAAUUAGGUAGAAUUAUGCAAGCCGUAUUACAACUAUGGUAAGCGCAUCAACGUGUUUGGCAUUGCUUAAUUUCCAGCUACUGUGAAUAUUUAAAUCAUGGUCGCUGCAAAGCGUUUUAACGAAUUUCACGUAAAAUUUUUCCGCCUUCUACCCCCUCGAAACAAUCCAAGAUUUUCAAAUCCAAUAUAAUCGUCAAUAAUAAUGUUGAUAAAAUCGUUGUGUUUGCGCAUUGUAAUCACCGCGUUUAGGUAGAACCGUAGUAGCGUUUAAUGUUUAUUAUAUCUUAUCGUGACUGUUUGUCGCUCAAGUCAUUAUUAGGUGAUUUCAUUUGCCGUAGGAACGCACGCGAUCAAGACUCACUAAAGAUAGUAAAAAUUGAUGUUUAACAAAGAGAAAACGAUGUGAGAACAAACAGAUAAUUAAUUAAGAGUUUAUCAGGUUGAAAAAAAAAUUAACAAACACGCUGCAGAGAUUUACAUCUUACGUAUUUUAUGGAGACAGUAGAACAAGGGUAGGGGUAUUAUCAGUAGUAGUAGCCUAAGUAUUGGUGUUCUUUAAGGUCUUAGAAAAAAAUUGUAUUUCAUUGUUAUAUACAUACGCUAUCGAUCUGAACAAUGACCAACGUACCAGUCUUCCAUUCGCGAGAGAUAAAUCGCUUCUUUGCAACUAGCUACGGGGCACAAAAAAAUUAUUUUUUAUUACUUAAUGAAGUACAUAUUUGUGUGAGGGACAAUACAUUACAAUUUCAGAAGCGUUUCAACUUUCUAUAAGGGUCCAUAAUACCUUAAUUAAAAUAUACAUAUCUAUACAUAUGUGUAUAUAGAUUAUAAAUAUAUGUAUAUUCGGGCGGGUUUUUCCCAACUUGUUUCGAAUAACAUCAUUCGAUACUUGGUAUAGGUUCUAUUUAUUAUUGUUAGCAAAUGACGUUGAUAGUGAUAUUUUUAUCUUUAUUUUUAUUUUUUUUAUUUUUUUUUGUCCAGAUUAUAUAUAUUUAUAUUUCGUUAAGUUUUAACGACUGAUAAAUUUUACGGUGUAAAAAUCGAAUCGGAGGAGACAAUGGAUCUUUUAAAACAGUCCUUCACUCUAUUCACAAGUAGAGUAAUUCCCGUUGAGAUGGUCCACGGUAGAGUCCAAUACGGUAAAGUACAAAAGAAACUAUACUGUUAACCAUAUCUUGGCUAUGGCCAUUUCACCUUGAAUUACCCUACCUAAAAGAAGACAAUAAAAAUUAAAGAACUUAUUUCACACAACGCAUUGUGAUGGCAGAAAUAUAAAAGAUGUAAAACACCGAAUAACGAUUGUUUAUUCGCAUUAACUUGCCGAAACCACUCAAAGUGUACGCAUUUUCCGUGUCUUUAAGAGAAUAUAGAAUGUAUAAUAUAUCGUCUCCUAGGAGGAAGGUCACAAAUAAAUGGAUGAAGUGAAAAUUUAUAGUAUAAUUCCAAAAGUGUUUGUCAAUUUUCGGAAAUAACGUACAUAAAUGACAAAAUCGAAAGCCAAGGACAGGCAUCUAUACGAAUACUACUUAUAUCGUGCGAUACGCGUCGUCCGACCUCUCAUUCGGAAAACAAAAGUAUGUACACGAAACGCUGAAAGGUCGGUCGAGAGUCUAAACGUGAUCUGAGUGUAAAAUUAUGUUGAAGAGAGCAACAGAAAGACAGAGAGAGAGAGAGAAGUAAAUGAAUAAAAUGAUGAAAAAAGG